ACUUUUAAACCAAUUAAACAUGUUAAUAUCGACCUAUUUGUUCAGUUUAUUGUAUAUAAUAUGGCACAAAUAUUAAUGAACAUUAUAAGCAGAUAAAUAUAGAAAUUCGCCGUGAUUUAUGAGGAAUAAAAGAUAUGAAAGUGUUAUUAGAGGAAAUGAGCAGUUUCCUGGUGCUAACAGUAAACUGUUGUGUGUUUUAGUCCCUGCACGUGUUUUUGUUACAGAUAAAAUAGAAUAAUACCGGUUUACUCCUGUAGUACUGUUUAAUUCUGUCCUCUGUGAGAGACAGGGGGGAUUUUGUGCACAGUGGCAACCAGCGUGUGUGUGAGAGGAAGCCUUUAGCAGUGAGUGUUUAAACCGCGUCACUAAAACAUUACUAACGUCUGAUCUUAAACACGUCGGAUAUCGUCUGAUCUUAAACACGUCGGAUAUCGUCUGAUCUUAAACACGUCGGAUAUCGUCUGAUCUUAAACACGUCGGAUAUCGUCUGAUCUCAGACCCGUUAUACUGAUCACUGUUGUACGGUAAUAUCCGUGUUAUGGGCGCCAAAGGGACGUCGUGCAGAUGGAGCGUCAGAUUAAAGUGUGUUUAAUAUAAACACUGACCUGAGGUUUGGUCUGAUUCUGCACCAUGCCUGGGAAGCUGAAGGCGAAGAUCGUGGCGGGUCGACACCUGCCUGUCAUGGACCGGGCCAGUGACCUGACUGACGCUUUCGUGGAGGUGAAGUUUGGAAACACGACUUUUAAAACCGACGUGUAUGCGAAGUCACUAAAUCCGCAGUGGAAUUCUGAGUGGUUUAAAUUUGAGGUGGAUGAUGAGGAUCUGCAGGAUGAACCGUUACAGAUUACGGUCCUGGAUCAUGACACCUACAGUGCUAACGAUGCCAUAGGGAAGGUUUACAUCGACAUCGACCCGCUGCUCUGCAGUGAAGCUGCCACCGUCAUCUCCGGCUGGUUUCCCAUCUACGACACCAUUCACGGUAUAAGAGGAGAGAUCAACGUGCUGGUUAAAGUCGACCUCUUUAACGACCUGAACCGUUUCAGACAGUCUUCCUGUGGAGUAAAGUUCUUCUGUACUACAUCCAUCCCACGAUGUUACCGUGCUGUGAUGGUCCACGGCUUUGUGGAGGAGCUGGUGGUCAACGAGGACCCGGAGUACCAGUGGAUCGACCGCAUCCGAACCCCGCGAGCGUCUAACGAGGCCCGUCAGCGUCUCAUCUCUCUCAUGUCAGGUGAGCUUCAGAGGAAAAUUGGACUGAAGGUCCUGGAGAUGGGGGGGAACACUGUGGUUGGUUAUCUGCAGUGUUUUGACCUGGAAGGAGAAUCAGGUCUGGUUGUGCGAGCCAUCGGUACGGCCUGCACGCUGGAGAAGAUCAGCAGCAUACACGGUUCUGCAGGGGCCACGAACCCAUCUAACUCCUCUCCAUCAAAGGAUAUAAAAGACUCUCCGCAGGCUGCUCCUUCUGCUCUUGGAUGUCGCUCCACUCACAGCAGUCCAGUUCACGGUGCGAGCAGCCGUCUCUCUCAGGGCUUCUCCGUUUCCGUGCCAACGCUGCUCUUCGCCGGUAUGAAACACAGACACAGGAGCUCAGAGGGUCCCACAGCCAGGCAGUGUAGGGCGGGUUUUGGGGAGGAGGCCCCUGGUGUCCCGUUGUGCUCAGGACCCCCCACCCCACUGAGAGCCCAAACCUUCUCUUCCUUCUCCCCUUCCAAGUCCUACAGUCGCCAGUCCUCUUCCUCUGACACUGAGCUGAGCCUCACCCCCAAAACCGCGAGGAUUUGUCUGUCUCCCAGUUCUCCCAUCCUUCAGUGUAAAUCUUCACCCUUUCCCACAACCAAAGCCCUAAGGAGUACAACUCCUCCCCCUCUCCAUGUGAGCCAAUCAGACACAGCCAUGCUGAGAAAGAGCGUGUCGUUCAGUGAGGACCUGCUACAGGCGGCCUCCGGAAUGGGCAGCGGUGGCAGCGCCGGGAAGGAGGUGGCACCUCUUAAAGCACUUCUGAGACAACAGACGCAGUCGGCUUUGGAACAGAGGGAGUUCCCCUUCUUUACACUGACCAGUUUCCCUGCUGGCUUUCUGCUACAUGUGGGUGGAGUGGUGAGCGCACGCUCCGUCAAACUUCUGGAUCGAAUCCACAACCCUGCCUUGGGUAACACCAGAUCAUACAAACUGCUAGACUGGAAUAGUUUCUCCGCAGACGAGCCUGAGACACGAGAUGCUUGGUGGGAGGAGAUCCGACAGGAGAUCAAGUCUCAUGCUAAAGCUCUGGGCUGCCAUGCAGUGGUGGGAUACAGUGAAUCCACCAGUAUCUGCGAGGAGGUGUGUAUUCUGUCAGCUUCGGGCACCGCAGCGAUCCUUAGCUCUCGCUUCAUGCAGGACGGCGCACUGGACACAGAGCACAGGUUGUCACGGCAACAUGGCACAGAGAGGGGCGAGGGUGAGAUGGGUAGUUCAGUCUCGUUAGGGUUUGAUGACGUCGUCCCUCCUGCCUGUGGGUUUUGUCACAUCCCAUACGAUGAGUUUAACAUGCCGUUUCCAGCUCAGCUCACAUUCUGUCACUGUUGUCACCGCCAUAAAGUCCCUGAUGUGCUCUUUACCACCAUAGACGUCCCCUCUGAAGCUCACGUCACUGGCAAAGGCUGUCUUAUACAGGCCAGGUUGUGUCGCACUAAGAAGAAGGCUCAGGGCGAAGGCAACGCCACAGCCAUCAGUAACCUGCUGCCGUUCCUGGAGUACGAGCUUCACACCCAGCUGAUGAACAAGCUGAAGCUGCGCAGCAUGAACACACUGUUCGGUUUGCGCAUCCAGAUCAGUGUGGGAGAGAACAUGCUGCUCGGCCUGGCUUCAGCGACAGGUGUGUAUCUAACAGCACUUCCAAGUCCAGGAGGAAUCCAGAUCGCAGGAAAGACCCCCAGUGACCUGACGUACGAACAGCAUCUCUCAAACAUGCAAAAAAAAAUUAAUGACACUAUCAGCAAGAACAAAGAGCUGUAUGAGAUUAAUCCCCCGGAGUUUGUAGAGGAGCUGAUCGGCUCACCAAUCCCUGAGCCCCGGCAGCGAUCUCGCCUCUUUCGCUCCCAGUCAGAGAGCUCAGAUGAAGUUUUGGAGUUGGACCUGUCUCAUGGGAAGAAGGAUGCUUUUGUUCUAGAGAUCGACGAUACAGACGCUUUUGAAGACAUUCAUUCCCUCCUCACCGACGCCCCGACACCUCCAGGUUUCUACAGCUGCAACACUGAAAUAAUGCCUGGGAUUUAUAACUGGACUUCAGAACUACAGAUGUUUACCUCCGUGAGAGUGUUCCGACUCAGCAAUGUAAAUCUGACCAAUCAGGGCCUGAAUAAGAUCUUCAAUGAUCUGUGUGAGAACCUGCUCAAGAGUUUGUAUUUCAAAUUGCGCUCCAUGGUGCCCUGCUGCCUCUGCCACUUAAACUUCACUGUCGCUGUGCCCGAGGACGAACUCAUACAGGUGGCAGUGACAGCAGUGGCCAUGAGCUUCGAUAAAGAGCAGACGCAGGAGAAUGGCAGACAAAGUGGAGAGAAAACACUUAUUAAAGUUACAGAAAACGAAGAGCAGCUUCAGUUCCCUUUAGAGCUCCCUGCUGAUUCCUCCUCCUCCUCCUCUUCCUCCAACCCUCUGAACUCAGCCAAAGGUUUGGCCGAGGUUUCAGGAGGUCCUUCGAGCGCUCGUGGCCCCACAGUUGAUUACAGUUCCUUUACAGACAGAUGCAGUUCCUGGAUAGAGCAGCUUAGACUGAAAGCUCACACCAUAAGACGAGGAUCAAUUAAAACAAUUUCCUCUAUGGAGAAGUCCAGUCCAUUGCCUGAAGGUCGCUCUCGCUCUCUGAGGUCGAGCCGUUCUUACCCCGGAGGUUCUGUUGCUGUGGUUAAAAUGACGCCGCUCUCUUUUAUUCCUGGAACAAAAAUAAUAAAAUACCUCGGCAUAAUCAACAUGUUCUUCAUCAGGGAGACCACCUCACUUCGAGAGGAGGGUGGUGUGAGCGGGUUCCUGCACUCCUUUAUAGCUGAGGUGUUUGCUAUGGUGCGCGCGCAUGUUGCUGCUCUGGGAGGAAACGCCGUCGUCUCGUACAGCAUGAAGGAAUGUGUGUUUAUGGAGAAUCCAAACAAGAAUCAGGCUCAGUGCCUUAUCAACGUGAGCGGAGAUGCUGUGAUUUUCAUCCGAGAGUCUGAACUCGAGGCCACGCCUCCACUGACACAAACAUCCUGUGCUGGAGAAGGGACGUGAACACACACACACAUAAAUAUACACACACUGUUUUAUUUAUUUUAUAAGCGAGUUCCAAAGAAAUUUGUGAGCCAAACAUGUGAUGAGUUUUAGAGCCAAAUCUCCUUAUUGAGGUAAAAAUCUUCCAUCUGUCUGUUGGUCAUUUUGUUCACAUUCCAAUUGCCCUGAGGAAGCGAAGGCAGCUGAGCGCUCCAAGAUAAACUGAUAUGAUGUCUGUAGAGAAAGAGUGUGUGUGUGUGUGUGUGUGUGUGUGUGUGUGUGUGUGUGUGUGUGUGUGUAAAAAAUGUCUAACAGUGUCCACACUGUGCACCAGGUUUUACUUCUCACCUACUUUCUGUCUCUGCAUCAUUAUUAAAAGGGCAGUUUGUAAGAUUUAUUUCAGGGCCAGAAAUAUGUAUUCAAAAGCCUGACGUAAUGAAAUGCUAAAGUUUUGUGACUUCUGAAAUAUUUUUGUUGCAUUGUUCAAUUGAUCGUUCUUGUGCAUGUAGAUACUCCUAUUAGAACCUUCUAUAUGGGGAAAAGUUUCAGGAAGGGCGGGGCUUAUUUCAGGGCCAGAAAAAUAUGUUUAAUAUAUAAACGAAAGCUUCAAAUGAAAACAAUAAAAUUAAUAAUAAUAUUGAUCUGACUCUUUUUAAGAAUAAUUCAAAGUCUUUUAAGUGCACAUUAAGGAACAUUUUGUAAAAAAGGGGGGGUAAUAGGUACAGCUGUGGGUGGAGCUUAUUUCAGGGCCGGAAAAAUUCAUUCAAAAGGCCUACAAGAAAAUGAUGAAUUGUUUCAUCAAGAUAUUUGAAUAUUGCAGAUGAUGUCUUCAAAAUAUUUAUUGUUGCUCUUACAGAAACACACAAACACCUCAACGCCUUCGGGGGGUUUGUUUGUUCACCAAAAAGAUCGAAACAAAUUAAAUUUCAACAAAUAUUACAACUCUUUUAUCUGUUUAUGGGAAACUAACAUGGUCUAUUAUUAUUAUUAUUAUUAUUAUUAUUAUUAUUAUUAUUAUUAUUACUACACUCUUAGCAACAUUUUAUGAAACCACAUGUGGAAAAGUCUCAACUUGGUGGUGGUGGGGGGGGGGGGGGGUAUUUCAGGGCUGGAAACUUUUCGAACAUAUGCAAAAGCCUGAAAUGAAUAGAAUCAGAUGAAUUGCACUGUGAGAAUGCAAAAACUUUUAAACCUUACAAACUGCACCUUUAACGUCUCCUGUACAAAUCACGUGCUACUGAUCCGAUCAGAUUCUGAGCUUUUUUUUUAAUGCUGGAAUUUCAGAUUUCUUUUGAACUAUUUAAUGACCGUCUCUAGUCGUUUGUCCUGCAUGUGCAAUGCCAGCAUGUCCUUUGCAAAGCCAAACGCAGAUGCCAAGAGAAGACUUGAAUGUACAGAACAGGAGGAAAGAAAAGAGCGCUGAUUUAAUCAGACGGACAGCGUGACGAAUCCUCCACUGAUUCUUUUUUUUUUUUUAAUUUUAUUAAAGAUUUCUACAGUGCAUGUGUGUAUGAGGACAAAUCAAAUGUUGCACGAUAAUUAAAUGAUCCAUGUUUUAACAGAUGA
Messenger RNA from Tachysurus fulvidraco (yellow catfish), 5787 nucleotides. RefSeq names its product C2 calcium dependent domain containing 5 (gene c2cd5). Bases 631 to 4242 code for a protein of 1203 amino acids. Gene Ontology annotation, cellular component: plasma membrane. Gene Ontology annotation, molecular function: calcium-dependent phospholipid binding; calcium ion binding. The record is from RefSeq and is a predicted model, not a curated record. The transcript has 30 exons. Gene Ontology annotation, biological process: positive regulation of D-glucose transmembrane transport; intracellular protein transmembrane transport; positive regulation of vesicle fusion. Lineage: Eukaryota; Metazoa; Chordata; Actinopteri; Siluriformes; Bagridae.